UACAGCUGAGUGCACUAGCAUCCGACAUCUAGACAUGAUGUUAAUCCCCCUGACACCAACGAGGUUUGAACCGUGACUUUCCGCAAUGACACGCCGAUAUCGUGAAAACUUUCAGAAAAAUCACAGUAACGUUUUAUAAACUGUUCAUGACAUUAAAAAAUAUCGAAAUCGUCCAAAAAAACUUUAAUCAAUUAAAAAAAAACCAUGACGUCGGUUUCUACAGAUAAAGAAAGACAUAUUGUAGUGCUUAUGACCUACCACACUCUGGUCGACCGCGAUCCGAAAUAUGUGCAUUAUUGCUGGGGUUGUAGUGUCCUCAUCUGCAUGGCUGCAAUCAUCCUCACAGCUAUCCUAUCCUUUAUUGCUGCUCAAAGAUUAUUCGAGACUUUCGAUGGGAAUUGCAUCUACACAUGGAACAUCACCUUUGAAUCCCGUGUUGAAAGCUCAACCAACCCAACUCCAGUAAAUGCAAUUCCGACGUCAUUUGAUAAUGGAUCAUAUAUCGAGGAUAAUAGAAAAUCUUCCAAGAAACUCAAUCAUAUUUUCAAGCAAUUUGAAACAGAUUAUGAUUCUGGAGACAACGUCGACGUGGAUGAGGACCCGGAGAAAUCACGAAACUUAGAAAUUUCCAGAGAAAACGUGAAAAGUGAAGCCGACUAUAAUUUUUUAACCACAAUGCGAGUUGAUAUUGUGAAAACAGUCUGGGCAUCCGUGAACUUCUGCGACUACGUACUAUAUAACCAAGUCCUGGCAUCAAUUUCGGGGAUGAUUUGUGUCACCAUGCUCAUUCUUUACCACACAGCGGGCAAAGCUCAACUUGAUUGGGGACUACCAAAGCCUUGGAGGAUAGUCUUUCCUUCAGUGAUAGCUUUUGGAAUAUGGUCCAUUGUAUCAAUUGUCCACGUAGUUAUUAUGGACAAAUCUUAUCACAGCUUCUGCUCUGGAUUAGCUCGUGAAAUUCAAACAAAGACAUUGGGGUGUAACAAACUAAUAAAUGCAUUGAAUCCCCUAGUAAUUGAGGACUCAUGGAUUACACCUGGGGUGAACUACUUAACACACACAGCUACUAUACGAUUCACAAUGUUGGGUUGGGUCACAGCAUUUUUAAUAAUGCUGGCUCGCAUGAUGUUCGCUAUUGACUUCCGGUUGGUUCGAGUUACGAUUUCUACAUUUUCGCAAAAACGAAAGCAACCGGAAGUGGGGUCAAGCUCAUCAGAGUCAAUUGAAUUGGAACAGAAAGCCGAACAGCUGGAUAAGAGCGUAAAGAUAAUGGACGUUGCCCAUACCGAGCGAAGUGUUUCUUCGCGAGAGGAUCCAGAUGAAUUCCACAGUGCUCAUUCUGAUAAUGAAGUAGUCGUAACGAAAUUGUCGUCUGCUGAUCCACAGGAUCCUGAUCUGGAUACACAAAGUCCGGAGAAGUCGAGAAACGUGUAUGCGUAAAGGCGGAGUAUUCAUGAAUAGGGUUCAAUUGUGAUCCAACACAGGACCUAUGCAUUCUAAAUGGGCUCCGAAGGCGCAACACAGUUCAGCGUCGAAAUAUUUUAUAUCAUUCUUAUUGAAAUUCUAUUUUGAAGAAGACUGUCUCAACAUCAUUUCUUUAACGUUCAAUUUUUAUGACUGUACCUUGUAUUAAGUUCAUUUCAUUGUUCAUAUUUUAGCAUUCACCAGGUUAAGCUUCAGGAGAAAUUCAUUCUAUUAGUUCUUGCACUGACGGAAUGAGACGUUGGGUGUCCAUCCGGCUUUCCACUAGCUCCGAUUUUAAAGUUUAACAAUGUAAUUCUGACUCCAAUGCGUUUUUUUU
Hermetia illucens (black soldier fly) is the source of this 1801-nucleotide messenger RNA. RefSeq lists its product as uncharacterized. Lineage: Eukaryota; Metazoa; Arthropoda; Insecta; Diptera; Stratiomyidae. The record is from RefSeq and is a predicted model, not a curated record. The transcript is spliced from 6 exons. The coding region runs from base 205 to 1440 and encodes 411 amino acids.